AUGUCGAUGAGGAAGUUAGCGGCCGAGAUCGACAAGACGCUCAAACAAGUAGCCGUCGGUGUCGAGACGUUCGAAUUGACGUUCGACAAGCUAGGUCAUGCGACGAACGCGACUCAAAAGGAGAAGACGGAGAAUGACUUGAAAGCGCAGAUCAAGAAAUUGCAAAAGAUGAGAGACCAGAUUAAAGCGUGGAUAGGGAAUAAUGACAUAAAGGAUAAGAAUGCUUUGUUGGAUAACAGGAAGUUGAUCGAGGUGCAAAUGGAGCGUUUCAAAGCAUUAGAAAAAGAGAUGAAGAUGAAAGCCUUCUCCAAAGAAGGUCUGAUCGCCAAAUCGAAAUUAGACCCAGCUGAGAAAGCACGAAGGGAUAUGAUCGAUUGGGUCGGUAACACGACCGAUGAAUUAUCGAGACAGAUCGAACAGACUGAAGCCGAAGCUGAGUCGUUGCAAGCUACAAGGAAGAAGAAGGCUUCGGGUGAUAGGUUGAGUGAAUUAGAGGAGUUGAACGAAAGGAGACAGUGGCAUAUAAGUAAAUUGGAAUUGGUACAGAGGAUGUUGGAGAAUGGAACUUUGCCUGUUGAAGAUGUAGAGAACGUCCAGGAAGAUAUCAAAUACUUCGUUGAAGCCAAUGCUGAAGAAGACUUCGACUACGAUCAAGGACUCUACGACGAACUCAACUUACAGGAAGAGGAAGAUUACAUCCAUGAUUACGGUCAUGUUGACGAAGGAUCAAACGUGGAUGACGCAUCAGUCGCUGAUGUGACCGAAUCGGUUAGCACUGGUGCACCGAAAACACCUGCUAAAGAAGACAAAGACAGUUCGAAGAAAGGUACACCUGCUUCUAAAGCCACUUCCACCACAACGCACGAAGAUGCCCCUUCUAGUCCCGUCUCAGCCAAGAAAGUGCCGUCUCGAAAAACGACGAUGGAAACGAAGCCAAAAAGCUCAGAAUCGAUACCGCCUGUUCCAUCUGUUCCCACACCUGCCCCCGCACCUACACCUAAAACAGCCGCCUUACCCCCUAUAAGGUAUGCUGCUGCCGCUGCCGCAGCUGUAGCUAGCUCAACACCUGCUUCAUCGGCGACAGCUGUAUCUCAGCCAGGACCGGAGACUUCACCUUCGAAAGCUAAAGAUUCACUUCCGCCUGCUCAGUUGACUGAGACACCCCAGGAAGAAGCACCUACACCAGCUCCUGCUCAGAGUCCACCCAAGGUAUCAAGUCCAGAUCAAGUGGAUGGUCAAGCUAAUGGCCAUUCACCAGCACCACCUCCUGGAAUAUCAGCUACUCAAUCACCUCUUCCAUCGACACAGCAAUCCACUCAAUCGCAAACACCCGCUGUACCACCUCAAACCGCUGUGGCCCCACCAGGAUAUGCUCCUCAACAUGCUGAAUCUAGUAGAGCUGCUCAACAGCCUCCUCAAGCGGCACCUCAACCGAUUCAGCCGGGCGUCAUGGGCAACUUGAUGCACAGCUUCGAGAUGGCCAAGGAGAUGUCCAAGAGAAGGACUAAUGAUGUGCAUGAGUUGAACGCUGCUUUGGAUGGAAGUUAUAGUAAUAUCCCACAACAGCUGGAUGCUGAACCACCACGAUAUUACCACCCUAAGAAUCCAAUCAAGACCCCCUCAUAUUAUCCCCAGAGUAGAUUACCCAUCCUGGAAGACAAGUCAAUUUACUCUCGACUAGAUCUAGAUCAACUUUUCUACAUAUUUUACUAUAUGACGGGAACGUACGAACAAUGGUUGGCGGCAAGAGAAUUGAAACGACAAUCGUGGCGAUUCCACAAGCAGUAUCUAACAUGGUUCCAAAGGGCUCAUAAUCCGCAGGCUAUAACGGAGGAUUAUGAACAAGGUGGUUAUUACUAUUUCGAUUGGGAGAAUAGUUGGUGCCAGAGAAGGAAGAGCGAUUUCAGGUUUGAGUAUCGAUGGUUAUCGGAUCAUUAG
Molecule: messenger RNA, 1938 nt
Organism: Kwoniella botswanensis
Lineage: Eukaryota; Fungi; Basidiomycota; Tremellomycetes; Tremellales; Cryptococcaceae
Exons: 8
Coding region: 1-1938 (645 amino acids)
Biological process (GO): nuclear-transcribed mRNA poly(A) tail shortening; regulation of DNA-templated transcription
Cellular component (GO): P-body; CCR4-NOT core complex; nucleus
Source: RefSeq, a predicted model, not a curated record